Mercurialis annua (annual mercury) is the source of this 1009-nucleotide messenger RNA. RefSeq names its product thioredoxin-like protein AAED1, chloroplastic. The transcript has 9 exons. The coding region runs from base 137 to 910 and encodes 257 amino acids. Gene Ontology annotation, molecular function: antioxidant activity. The record is from RefSeq and is a predicted model, not a curated record. NCBI's taxonomy places the organism in Eukaryota, Viridiplantae, Streptophyta, Magnoliopsida, Malpighiales, Euphorbiaceae.
CUGACACGUGUAACUCCCGGCUUCCACAGAGUAAACCAACGGUGAAGAAGCUGAUUCCACCAGCCUCCGUGGCAUGCCGUUAACUCAAACAACUGCUGCCCGUCUGCUUCUUUGAAGUCAGGGUUAAACGACAACCAUGGCGGCGACGGUUACUCUCAACACUACGUUCUCAACGUUUAUUAAAUUGAAAAAAUCCGCGACUAACAUCAAUAAUUCCUCCAAACCUCUAUUAUUCGAUCGCAUACAAAUUAAAUUAUGUUGCAAUAGCAGACGAGUCAAGAAUAGAAGCCGCAGCAUCCUCUCAUGUUCUGCAAUCUCGUCAUCUCCCGGAAUUGAAUCUUCUGGUAUGGCGAGUGAGGACACCAAGGAUUUAUUGGAAACGGUGCAGGUGUUUGAUUUGGAUGGAAAUGGAAUUCCAGUUUCUGAUUUGUGGAAAAAUAGAAAAGCUGUCGUUGCAUUUGCCCGUCAUUUUGGAUGUGUCCUUUGUCGUAGUCGUGCUGAUUAUCUUGCUGCCAAGAAGGACAUCAUGGAUGCCUCUGGAGUGGCACUUAUUCUGAUUGGACCUGGCAGUGUUGAUCAGGCAAAAGCAUUCUCUGAGCAAACUAAGUUCAAAGGAGAAGUUUAUGCAGAUCCUAGCCAUGCAUCAUAUGAGGCACUCGAAUUUGUUUCUGGAGUUGCAACCACAUUUACUCCUAAAGCAGGUCUCAAGAUAAUCCAAUUAUACAUGGAAGGCUAUCGGCAGGACUGGAAACUUUCGUUUGAAAAAGACACCGUCGCAAGAGGUGGCUGGAAGCAAGGUGGUAUUAUAGUUGCAGGUCCUGGUAAAACAAAUAUCUCAUACAUCCACAAGGACAAAGAAGCAGGCGAUGAUCCAGAAAUUGAAGACAUAUUGAAAGCUUGUUGCUCGUGAUGAAAUGAUGCAUAAUUACUAACUUAUAUACACUUAAUUAUUAUUUGUAUACAUGGAAGCUUUUAAUAGAGUAAGAUAUAUCAAACGUCGUCGUUUCAA